Aspergillus mulundensis is the source of this 1365-nucleotide messenger RNA. Its product is annotated as WD40 repeat domain-containing protein. Gene Ontology annotation, molecular function: protein binding. The record is from RefSeq and is a predicted model, not a curated record. Gene Ontology annotation, cellular component: precatalytic spliceosome; Prp19 complex; catalytic step 2 spliceosome. The coding region runs from base 1 to 1365 and encodes 454 amino acids. The transcript has a single exon. Lineage: Eukaryota; Fungi; Ascomycota; Eurotiomycetes; Eurotiales; Aspergillaceae. Gene Ontology annotation, biological process: mRNA splicing, via spliceosome.
AUGGACGUUAUUCCAUCAACCACCCCGGAAGAGGCCGUGCGCGCCUCCGCGAAGAGAACCGCAGAUCUUUUCGGCCCCGAAUAUCUCAUGGUCACACCCUCCGUCGCGAAUGGCUCGAUUGGCGUUUCCUAUCGACGAAAAACAGAAUAUGAACACGUGAAGGAGCUCCCUCCAGCCCUUGCUGCGAAACAAGCACAAGCCGCCGCUGCGCGCUCCAAGCGGCCUAAGAUCAGCGCACCGCCGCAGGGAGCGGGCACCGGGGAUAAGAGUGGCGCGUCUACAGCCCUUGUGAGGAGAGGUGGUCGCGGCCCUGCGGGUGGUGCUGCGGGAGAAGACAAACCGACGAGCUUGAUUCAGAGGCCAUCAGCAACAAGGCAACAACCACCUGAGUGGCAUGCUCCGUGGAAGCUGAUGAGAGUGAUCUCCGGCCAUCUGGGAUGGGUGCGGAGUUUGGCAGUGGAGCCGAAUAACGAGUGGUUUGCUAGUGGUGCUGGUGACCGAACGAUUAAGAUCUGGAAUCUUGCGACCGGUGCGCUGCGAUUGACUCUUACGGGUCACAUUUCAACCGUUCGCGGGUUGGCCGUGUCUCCGCGACACCCAUACCUGUUCUCUUGUGGUGAGGAUAAGAUGGUCAAGUGCUGGGAUUUGGAAACGAACAAGGUCAUUCGCCACUACCACGGCCAUCUUAGUGGUGUCUACACUCUUGCGCUCCACCCCCGACUUGAUCUGUUGGUUACCGGAGGUCGAGAUGGUGUCGCGCGUGUCUGGGAUAUGCGCACCCGAAGUAACAUUCACGUCCUCUCCGGCCACACCGGCACUGUCGCCGAUCUACAAUGCCAGGAAGCUGACCCGCAAGUCAUCACUGGAUCCUUAGAUGCAACCGUUCGUCUUUGGGAUCUCGCAGCCGGAAAGACCAUGGGCGUCCUCACACACCAUAAAAAGGGUGUUCGUGGCCUUGCCACGCACCCUCGCGAAUUUACCUUCGCGUCCGCCAGCACAGGGAGCAUCAAGCAGUGGAAGUGUCCCGGCGGCGAGUUCAUGCAAAACUUUGAAGGCCACAACGCCGUCAUCAACACCCUCUCCGUCAAUGAAGACAACGUCCUCUUCUCUGGUGGUGACAACGGCUCCAUGUCCUUCUGGGACUGGAAGACCGGAUACCGUUUCCAAACCAUCGACACAACUGCCCAACCCGGUUCACUGGAAGCUGAGGCGGGUAUCAUGGCUUCCACGUUUGAUAAGACAGGUCUUCGUCUGAUUACUGGUGAGGCUGAUAAGACCAUCAAGAUCUGGAAACAGGAUGACCAAGCUACGCCGGAGACUCAUCCCGUUACCUGGGCCCCGACUCUGGGGAGACAGAGGUACUAG